Triticum turgidum subsp. durum (durum wheat) is the source of this 2430-nucleotide messenger RNA. NCBI's taxonomy places the organism in Eukaryota, Viridiplantae, Streptophyta, Magnoliopsida, Poales, Poaceae. The record is from the annotation of a GenBank genome assembly.
AUGCGUGUUGCUGUCUGUGGGACGGUCGGCUCUGGAAAAUCAAGCUUGCUCUCUUGCAUUCUUGGUGAGGUGCCAAAGCUAUCAGGAGAGGUAAAGACUUGCGGAACAAUGGCGUAUGUCAGCCAGACGGCAUGGAUACAGAGUGGCAAAAUUCAGGACAACAUACUGUUCGGCAAGGAGAUGGACAGUGAGAAGUAUGACAGGGUCCUUGAGUGGUGUUCGCUGAAGAAAGAUUUGGAGAUCUUGCCAUUCGGCGACAAGACAUUCAUUGGAGAGAGAGGCAUUAAUCUUAGUGGAGGGCAGAAGCAAAGGAUUCAGAUAGCCCGAGCUUUGUAUCAGGAUGCCGACAUCUAUGUGUUCGAUGAUCCGUUCAGCGCAGUCGAUGCUCAUACAGGAUCCCACCUUUUCAAGGUAAUGAAAGACGGGAGAAUAGCGCAAGCAGGCAGAUACAACGAAAUACUUGGUUCAGGGGAAGAGCUAAUGGAACUGGUUGGUGCUCACCAGCAUGCUCUCACAGCAUUGGAUGUGAUUGAUGUUGCUAAUGGAGGCAGUGAGAAAUUAUCUUCAAGCCUAUCCAGGUCACUGUCAUCAGCUGAAGAGAAGGACAAACAAAAUGGCAAAGAAGACGGUGACAAGGUUCAAAGUGGGCAGCUGGUGCAGGAAGAAGAAAGGGAGAAAGGCAGGGUGGGGUUCUGGGUCUACUGGAAGUACCUCACAUUGGCUUACGGCGGAGCUCUCGUACCAUUCGUGUUGAUAGCACAGCUACUUUUCCAAGUACUUCAGAUUGCUAGCAAUUACUGGAUGGCUUGGGCUUCUCCUGUAUCAGAAGACGCCGAGCCUCCAGUGAGCAUGUCGACACUGAUCUACGUCUUUGUGGCAUUGGCUGUUGCAAGUUCCCUGUGCAUCCUCGUAAGGGCAUUGUUGGUUGUCACAGCUGCAUACAAAACGGCAACUCUGUUGUUCAACAAGAUGCAUAUGGCCAUAUUCAGAGCUCCUAUGUCUUUCUUCGAUUCCACUCCAAGUGGGCGCAUCUUGAAUAGAGCUUCAACUGAUCAAAGCGAAGUGGAUACAUAUAUCGCUAACCAGAUGGGUUAUGUUGCGUUUUCCAUCAUACAACUAGUUGGAAUUAUUGUGGUGAUGUCUCAGGUAGCAUGGCAGGUGUUCGUUGUUUUCGUUCCUGUAAUCAUUAUCUUCUUGUGCUACCAGCGCUAUUACAUUGAGACGGCCAGAGAGCUGCAAAGGCUGGUAGGGGUUUGCAAAGCUCCUAUCAUACAACAUUUUGCAGAAUCAAUUAGUGGAUCAACAACCAUCAGAAGUUUUGGCAAAGAAAAUCAGUUUGUAUUAACUAAUAGCCAUCUAAUAGAUGCCGACUCUCGACCGAAAUUCUACAACGCUGCAGCAAUGGAGUGGCUUUGUUUCCGCUUGGAUACGCUGUCGUCCUUUACAUUUGCAUUUGCUUUGAUAUUUCUGAUCAGUCUACCAACUGGUAUCAUUGAUCCAGGUAUUGCUGGUCUCGCCGUCACAUAUGGGCUUAACUUGAACACGUUGCAAGCAUGGGUUGUCCGGAGCAUGUGCAAUUUGGAGAACAAGAUCGUAUCAGUAGAAAGAAUUCUGCAAUACAUAAGCAUUCCUGAAGAGCCUCCACUUUCAACGUCAGGAGAUAAGUUGCCCCAUAACUGGCCAUCAGAGGGAGAAAUUCGGCUUCGUAAUCUCCAUGUGAGAUAUGCUCCACAACUACCAUUUGUUCUGAAGGGCCUUUCAGUCACUUUUCCUGGAGGCAUGAAGACUGGUAUUGUUGGAAGAACGGGCAGUGGUAAAUCAACACUCAUACAGGCCCUAUUCCGUAUUGUCGAGCCUACCGUGGGUCAGAUACUGGUAGAUGGUGUUGACAUCUGCACCAUCGGGCUGCAUGAUCUGAGAUCUAGACUUAGCAUCAUUCCACAAGAUCCAACGAUGUUUGAGGGAACUGUGAGGAGCAACCUUGACCCUCUUAACGAAUACAACGACGAUCAGAUCUGGGAGUCCUUGGAUAACUGUCAGCUGGGAGAUGAGGUCAGGAGGAAGGAGCUGAAACUCGACUCACCAGUGAUAGAGAAUGGAGAGAACUGGAGCGUGGGCCAGCUCCAGCUUGUCUGUCUUGGUAGGGUGAUUCUGAAACAAACCAAGAUACUGGUUCUGGACGAAGCCACUGCUUCAGUGGAUACCGCGACAGACAACAUGAUUCAGAGAACACUACGUGAGAAUUUCUCGGAGGCGACGGUCAUCACGAUUGCGCAUCGGAUCACCUCGGUCCUUGACAGCGACAUGGUCUUGCUCCUCGACGAUGGCGUGGCCGUGGAGCGUGACUCGCCGGCCAACCUGCUGGAGAACAAGUCGUCUCUGUUCUCAAAGCUUGUGGCAGAGUACACGAUGAGAGCGACGCACUCGUAG